AUGUCCAUGCCUGAGGACUCGUCACCUUCGAAAACCCUCGUCAACUUCAUCGCCACCCUAAUUCGUCGCGCAGCUUUGGAUCCCAGCAUUCCCUAUGCUGCCCUGCUUCUUCUCCAGCGGCUGAAGCAACGAUAUCCGACUGCCCGCGCAACAGGACAUCGGCUCUACUUCGCGGCAUUUAUGCUCGCCUCGAAGAUUCUGUCCGACACCGAAUGGACUGUCCGGUCGUGGCGAUAUUCAGCACAGUGGUCCUUUUCUCGUGCUUUGGUCCUCGAAAUGGAGAGGGAGCUGUGCCAAUGUCUUGAUUGGGACCUCAAUUUCGAUUUCGACACCUUGUCUACCUUCCAUCUGGUGGUACGCCGCAUUUACAGCAGAGAUCGACACACCUAUCCGGUCUAUUCCCUCCUCAAGCUUUCACGGCGAACGGACCCUGUCGCUAGUCGGCGUGGAUCGCCGAAAUCUGCGGAGUCGGAGUCCCUCCCUUCCCCUUGCAUCGAGUCGUCUGCCGUCACAACGUCGUCAGUUGCUGGUAGUAGUGAUUGGCGGCUAGAUCGAUCGCAUACGGACUCGCCAUCUUACUUUGCAGACGACGAGAGCUCCGACGUUGACGAUAGCUCUUCGGUCAGGGACGCAAAUGCACGUAUUUCGUGA
This is a messenger RNA of Coprinopsis cinerea okayama7#130, 651 nucleotides long. RefSeq lists its product as hypothetical. Gene Ontology annotation, molecular function: cyclin-dependent protein serine/threonine kinase regulator activity; protein kinase binding. The transcript has a single exon. Gene Ontology annotation, cellular component: cyclin-dependent protein kinase holoenzyme complex; nucleus. Lineage: Eukaryota; Fungi; Basidiomycota; Agaricomycetes; Agaricales; Psathyrellaceae. The coding region runs from base 1 to 651 and encodes 216 amino acids. The record is from RefSeq and is a predicted model, not a curated record. Gene Ontology annotation, biological process: regulation of cyclin-dependent protein serine/threonine kinase activity.